AUGGCUCAGAGCGCUGUUGCGAUCCCCUUGACGGGCAAAAAUCUCGUUCCGCAAGGUGUUCGCGACGCGACAGCACCACAACAACAAGCAGUAUCGAAGCUUACCAAACAGCAAGUUGAAAGCCGACUACAGAAUCAAUCAAUUCAAGGAUUCGCAAAGAUGAAGCAACUAAUAGCGGUGUCGAGUUUGAUGCUACAGUACAUGCACAGUAAUCCAAACGAACCUCUCAACAAUCCCAUAUUGGCGGGAUACGUUCACCAUGUCAAAAACUUCGCAUCCUCGCUAGGCGAGCGUACGGACCUGCUCGGGGAAUUCAAGGGGCUGCUUGAAAAGGUUCGACAAGACACCGCCGUCAUCUGUACAAGAACCGAGCAACCAGCAAAAUCAAGCGUGUCAACGGGUCUGUCCAGCGACUCCGCUAUCCUAUGGAAAACCGUGCAAGCGCACGCGUGCAAGCCAGACCGUGCGGAGCUGGGUAUGGAUUGCGAAAUCGUCGUCAAGAUUCGUGACCAUUCCGAACGUGCGGGCAUACGGAAGCUGCAACCGGUAGACCUUGUGAAGCAUGCUGAACGAGCCAGGGCUGAAGCAGCAAAGAGCACUCCACGCCUGCCUCUAGCCGGUCUUGCCUAUAUCGCCGCACGACAGCUUCCGUCGGGUGAUAUCAGCCUAGGUUUUUGUCACGUGCGGGAUGUCCCCUUCCUCUCACUUCGUUCGUUUCAGGGCACUCUAACUCUACAGGAGACCAUCUCUCUCACUCCCUCCUCCGCGCCUUUUCUCAUAUUUCUGCUUACUCUCUCAUAUUAA
This is a messenger RNA of Penicillium manginii, 804 nucleotides long. RefSeq lists its product as uncharacterized. NCBI's taxonomy places the organism in Eukaryota, Fungi, Ascomycota, Eurotiomycetes, Eurotiales, Aspergillaceae. The transcript has 2 exons. The coding region runs from base 1 to 804 and encodes 267 amino acids. The record is from RefSeq and is a predicted model, not a curated record.